Molecule: messenger RNA, 228 nt
Organism: Ilex paraguariensis (yerba mate)
Lineage: Eukaryota; Viridiplantae; Streptophyta; Magnoliopsida; Aquifoliales; Aquifoliaceae
Source: the annotation of a GenBank genome assembly
AUGGCUAUUGCCACAGUUGUCACCGUUGCUGAACUUUUAAAACACAAUGGAUUGGCUGUUGAGAAGAAGAUCAUGACAUCUAAUGUUGAUAUGAAGGAUGAAUCGAGAGGGCGUCCCAUCUCUAAAGCCAAGAUUGAGAUAUUGCUGGGGAAGACAGAGAACUUUGAUGAAUUAAUGGCAGCUGCUGCAGAGGAGAGGGCUGCUGCAGAUGGUGAUGAGCAGAGCUGA